Messenger RNA from Alosa alosa (allis shad), 3399 nucleotides. RefSeq names its product voltage-dependent calcium channel gamma-5 subunit-like. Gene Ontology annotation, cellular component: AMPA glutamate receptor complex; postsynaptic density membrane. Gene Ontology annotation, molecular function: channel regulator activity; voltage-gated calcium channel activity. The record is from RefSeq and is a predicted model, not a curated record. Lineage: Eukaryota; Metazoa; Chordata; Actinopteri; Clupeiformes; Clupeidae. Gene Ontology annotation, biological process: positive regulation of synaptic transmission, glutamatergic; regulation of AMPA receptor activity; calcium ion transport. Bases 415 to 1242 code for a protein of 275 amino acids. The transcript has 6 exons.
GACCUAAUCUGACUCUUCCACUGAAACGAUUGGGUCACCAGACAACAGACACAUUGGGUUCAGGAACGAUGCGUUUCUAAUUCACGUCCAACUGAGCAUUGUGAGGUGCAGGAUGAGAACAAAUCCAUUUUAGUUCAACCUCAACCGCACCACAGCCGAGAAGAACUUGAAACACAGCACAAUUAACGUCUUCAUCCCUGUGUAAGGCUUCUGACUACAGAAACAGCAAUCACAACUGGUGUGCUCGCCCUUCGCAUUGUUUACUCAUACUUACACAGGCAGCAAGAAGUGGACUGCCUCCAACUGCAAGAACUGAACACGCAAAUUACGCACAGCAGCUCACGCGACUCCAGGUGCUGUGUGCGUCCGUGUUGCUUGCUUUGGCGCCCUCUAGUGUCAGCCGGCGGGAGCAGCAUGAGCCUGUGUGGGCGGAAGGCACUGACGCUGCUGAGCAGUGUGCUGGCGGUGAGCGGCCUGGGCCUCCUCGGUGUGGCCGUCAGCACCGACUACUGGCUCUACCUGGAGGAGGGCGUCAUCCUGCCGCUCAACCAGAGCGCCGACAUACGCAUGUCCCUGCACUCGGGCCUCUGGAGGGUCUGCUUCAUGGCAGGUGAAGAGAUGGGACGCUGCUUCACCAUCGAGUACAUCAUGCCCAUGAAUGUCCAGCUAACCAGUGAGUCCACUGUCAGUGUGCUCAAGAUGAUCCGUUCAGCCACACCCUUCCCCCUGGUCAGCCUGUUCUUCAUGUUCAUCGGCUUUGUGCUCAACAACGUGGGUCAUAUCAGGCCACAUCGCACCAUUCUGGCCUUCGUCUCUGGAAUAUUCUUCAUCCUCUCAGGCCUGUCGCUGGUGGUGGGUCUGGUCCUGUACAUCUCCAGUAUAAAUGAUGAGAUGAUGAGCAGCACCAAGAGCAGUGAGUCCUUCAUCAGCUACAAGUACGGCUGGUCGUUUGCCUUCGCUGCCAUCUCCUUUCUCCUCACUGAGAGUGCAGGCGUGAUGUCCGUCUACCUCUUCAUGAAGCGUUACGCGGCUGAGGAGCUGUACCGCCCGCACCCAAGCUUCUACCGGCCACGACUGAGCGACUGCUCUGACCACUCGGGCCAGUUCCUGCACCCGGAGGCGUGGGAGCGUGGACGCAGCCCCUCUGACCUGUCCAGCGAAGCUUCGCUCCCGAUGAGCGCUAGCUACCCGGCCCUGCUCAAGUGCCCUGAGUACGAGCAGGUCACCUCCUCACCCUGCUGAGGGCCCGCACACUGCGGCCUCAUACGUCUCCCCCCUGACCCACGGCGGGCGGUCGAGAGGUUUGAGUCUGGAGCAAAGACUGAAGAGUUGAGCGUACAAAAAAAGGACUGAGAAGGAUAGAUGGAUCUGGUUAUGGAUGAGCAGGGAGGUGCUUAUUCAUAUUCUUUAUCGUGAUGUGGUUGAGAUAGGGAGGAGGGUUUCUCUGUUUAUGUCUCUGUUUUACUCUCUGCUUGUAAUGUUCCGUGCCUUCAGAGUUUUCUCUCUGCCAUCUGAGUGAGGUUGAGAGAGUUUGCUCGGAGCCAUAAGUGGGGCUGGUGUUCGUGCUGUCAGGCAUGCUUGAAUUAUGUAUCAAAGCAGCAGUAUCGUAAAUGUCUCUGCCUCUACGAAAGCACAGUGGCCAAGUAAGCACACUGAGAAUAGUGAAUUGCAGUACUGGUCUAAUCCUGCAGGGGGCAGCCACAAGCCAUAACUCAAGCUCAUUAUUCAUUGACCUCAGAACUGAUAGAGGGUAAAUUAAUUUGGGAAAUGGCCUGAUCUGAAGCCCUGAGAAAAUAUCUUCUAUUAAUGCUGUUUGUGGAACAUCACAAUCAAACUGCUGCUGGGCUUAGCAGGGCUGUUGCUUUUGAUCUUAGUGGUGCAGCUGCUGUGUCAAAGUCCAUCUAUUUUACAACCGCAUGAUUUUAAUUAGCUGGAGCCAGUGCUAAUGGCCAUUAUUAUUUGUCUUCAUUGAGAGUGCCCCAAAUGUUAUUUCAUUUUUAUAUUCAUUUCUUACAUAUUUGAUUUUUUAGUAUGCACAUUAGUCUUGCUUAUCUCUGUAGUCUUUUUUUAUUUUUUGUCUGUCUAGUUUUGUUAGUUUGCUUUCUUUGUCAUUCUUCCUGUUUUUCUCAUAUCUAUUUUAAGCACGUUUGCUGUUUUAGCGGUCCUGAUAUACAUGAACGGUGCUCGACAAAUGACGUUUAUACAUACUGUAAUCAUCCAGCGUGUGUGACAGUCCUUAUCAACUAGCGCUUUCUCCGUGUGAACAUUUGUUCAUGACUUAUGUAUGUGAAGUGUUAAUUAAGCUCGUCAGACUGAGCAUCUAGAGACACUGCUUACUCUCAUCUAAUUACAGCAGAAUUGUAAAGUGCUGAUUUUUUUUUUUUUUUUUUUGUCCGAGCAGCUUCAUGAAAUGCUCUCGCUCUGCCAGAAUUCCUUAUGACUUCAAAGACAUACAGAACCAUAUGCUAACUAUCUCUGUUGCCUUAUUUGUCUUUAAAAGGUAAAUCUGACAAAUCUUACCAUUCUUCCCAGUAACACAGAGACACUCCAGGGGCAACACAAUUCUAGUUGUUGCAUCUGCACAGUAGACCAGUGCACAACCUGCAUUGGUGAUUGAUGUUUAAGCUGCAGCAGUAGCAGCUAUAGCCUACUGCUAUGUCCUCUGAAUAACUCCUCAGCUCUUAGAUCUUGUCAUCUUGCACAUUGCUUUCAUCUCAGAGAAGCCCCACAGUCCCUCACACUAGUUCAUUCCAUGGUACGUUAUGUAGAGCUCCUGCUGUUAAAGACUGCUUGGGUUUUUAUUGCUUUCUAUUGCUUAGAUGAUACCUUUAUUGUGUCUAAAGUAUGCUGUAUGUAACAUACUGAUGAACCCACAUUAUAGUACAGAUAAUCUUUGGACAUAAUAUUUCCAGCCAUUAAUCCAUACUCUUGGAUUCUAUUAUGAAUAUUGGUGCAUUUAUCUCUAAGCAGAUGUUCGCUUUUUCUCCAUGGGCAGCAGAAAAUAUAUAUGUUGUAGGCUACAUGUGGUGAUCAUGUUGAAUUCAUCUUUGCAUGUGACUGUGUAGUGUAGAUAAACUGUGGAUAAUAUUUUCUGCCAUAAAUCGUACUAUUUAUACUUCAUAAAUGUUCUUGCUCUUGUAUUGUCUUUUAUACAAGAAACACUUUAACAUGAAGAUAUUGCACUUCAUGACACAGUAUUAUAUUUGGAUAUGAUUAUAUGAGUAUUUUAUGUUCAUUCAGUAUAAUUGUUUGCAAUGACAGUCCUGCGCAGCAAAGGACUAGCAAAUAAACUGAACUUGUUAAUGUUUUUAUAUCAGAAAAUGUUUUUUUGGUCAGUAUCUUCUCAUCUGUUUUCUCAUUACAAGUGUUCACUGCAAUAAGAUUUCCUCUAUGCAUAAA